AUGGAGGAAGAUGAUGAAAAAGAUAAUGAUGAUAUACGAUUGUUGAUGAUGAAAGCCCGCCCCAUACCUCUCGGUAUUUGUAUCAAUUUCUGUUCGGUAUUAUACUUUGCCAGGGUAUCAGCUUUUAUGUGGCAGCAUUUUUUGAGACAGCACUCGUGCAACAACAACAACAACAUUGGAGACGAUGGCCACUUGCACUGUGGCUGUAGGUGGUCACCAAGUACCUCGAGGUCAACCGUUGUCGACUUGGACUCACUCAUCGCCACAAUGCAACAAAACAUCAACAAUACAUGGCAGCAGCAGCAACAAGACCUCGACCUUCCUCUACCCUACACGUGCGACCCUUAUAGGGCCUCGUCAACAAACAACAACAAUUUUGGCAGCAGCAACAACAACUUCAACAGCCACAGCAAUUUUGGUAGUAGUAGCAAUAACAACAGCCUCAGCAACAAGCUCUCCGGGUCACUGCCGACAUCUUCAUCGACCUCUUCAUCGAUUGGUGGUGCCAGUCGCAACUACAACAGCCACAACAACAACACCUACUAUCCGAUUGAAGAUAGUAAUUCAUUGAAAAGUAAACACAGUCUAAACAACAACAACAACAUUGCCAUCAACAAUGAGCAGAGUUCACUGCUUGGUGGGAAAAAUAUUUUGCAACCGCCAGGGUACUCGUGCUCUCCUCAACAACUAAACGAUUUAAGGCAGUUGAAGACACUAAUCGAGGAAUGCUCUGACAAAACGAAACGAGACAGCGGUGUACUUGUAGAAGAACCUGACGUCAUCCAGGACACCAACAACAUCAGCGAAACGAAACGAAACGAAACAAAAUUCAACAGCAAUUACAACAGCAACAAUAUCAACAACAAAUAUAAUGAUAAUAGUUAUGAUAAUAUUGACGAUGAUGAUUGUAGAUUGGAGAAUUUUUCGGCGUUUUUGGCAAAACCAUGCUUUCCGCCUGUACCCCAAUUAAUGAACUAA
This is a messenger RNA of Helobdella robusta, 978 nucleotides long. RefSeq lists its product as hypothetical. Bases 1 to 978 code for a protein of 325 amino acids. The record is from RefSeq and is a predicted model, not a curated record. The transcript has 7 exons. Lineage: Eukaryota; Metazoa; Annelida; Clitellata; Rhynchobdellida; Glossiphoniidae.